Acipenser ruthenus (sterlet) is the source of this 5549-nucleotide messenger RNA. Its product is annotated as dynein light chain roadblock-type 2-like. Lineage: Eukaryota; Metazoa; Chordata; Actinopteri; Acipenseriformes; Acipenseridae. The record is from RefSeq and is a predicted model, not a curated record. Bases 109 to 399 code for a protein of 96 amino acids. The transcript has 4 exons. Gene Ontology annotation, cellular component: cytoplasm; cytoplasmic dynein complex; centrosome. Gene Ontology annotation, molecular function: dynein intermediate chain binding. Gene Ontology annotation, biological process: microtubule-based movement.
GGCUAAACGAUAUGAUUUCCGUUUCCUCUUAGCAACAACAGAACAGAGAAAAGAGUGGUGAGUUGACAGUUGGUAAAGAAGAACUUCAAGUAUUACAGACAGACAACCAUGUCAGAAGUUGAAGAAACAUUGAAAAGGAUCCAGUCCCACAAAGGAGUGAUUGGAACAAUUGUAGUCAAUGCAGAAGGAAUCCCAAUAAGAACAACACUUGAUAACUCGACAACAGUGCAGUAUGCAGGGCUGCUCCAUCAGCUCACAAUGAAAGCUAGAAGCACAGUAAGAGACAUUGACCCACAGAAUGAUCUGACCUUUCUCCGGGUCAGAUCAAAGAAACAUGAAAUCAUGGUAGCACCAGACAAAGAAUACUUGUUGAUUGUUAUUCAGAACCCCAGUGAAUAGCUUCCUACAUUGGAGACGAUUUUUCUCAAGGAACCACUGACAGUCUGAAACUCCUGUGAGAUUCUGUAACCUUGUAUUUCACAUUCUGCACUGAACAGUGUAAUUACUAAUAAUUUGUAUUCUUUACCUGGUGUAUUCAAUGAGACAAAUCUGUCAUUUUUUUUUUCUGUUACUUGUUUAUUCAUUUACACGUAAAAAAAAAAAAUCCUUAGUGCCAAGAAGGAAAGGGCUAGUAAAAAAUAAAAGGAAAAAUCUGAGUAUUUAUUAUUUUUUUUUUUUUAUGUAACUGAGUGUUUUUCCUUAUUAGUAGGGAUGUUGGUGCUGAUUAUGAAUAAAAUACCAUAAUCUGUAAUCAGAGUUUCACUGAUUAUUAUUAUUAUUAUUAUUAUUAUUAUUAUUAUUAUCUGCACCUCUUUAAUGACACUUUAAGGAUUUAGUUGUGGAAGACAGGAAGGGAAAGAAGGAACAACUGAAGUAUUCAAGUACUGUCAAGUUAAUAUUGUGACAGAAAAAAAACUGCUUACAAACUUUGGAAAGUAACCGAAAACAGUAAUUUCAUACAGUAUAGAAAAAGUGAAAGCCCUGAAAAAAAAAUUAUUUGCAUAAAACUCGAAAAAGCACAGAAAAAUUAAAUUUAUAAAAACCAAAAAGCAGAAGCCCUAUGUAAAUUGUGUAAAACUGGAAACAAAUGUCCUACCCCUUAGCACCAUAUACCAGUAUCGGUGGGUGUAUACUGUUUUGGGUCAAAAAAAAGAUUGAAAUUUCUAGUAAACUCUGUUCUUCUUGGCUCACUGAAAUUGGUCCUUGUGAAACUUCUUGGAUACAGAGCACUGUGGAUUAACACUAUACAAUUUUUUUUUUUUUUUUUUUUAAAUAACAUAUAGUUAAUAGGAAUAAUAAAAUAGUGUAGAUAAUCUUAUUGUUAAAUAACUUCCAUCUGAUACAAAAACAUUUCAGAUGGCUAUAUCACAUCAAUACCAGGGUCUACAAUAUAUUAUAAUACUGUAUUAGAGAAUGCUGUAUUAUACUCAAUUAAAAUAUCAGAUAUGGGUCCAUUCAGUAUACCAUGUGCAAGAGUAUCUACAGUACUAACAAUAGAACUUGAUAUUCUGUUUGCUCUGGUGUCUUUGAUGCUGUAGGCACUUACAGUAUAGUGCUUUCUAGACACGUAUAAAUAGCAGCUGUUUAUUGUGCUCUGUUGGAAUACUUCCAUCUACUACCCCUUUGGCCUUGACUGACAAUCCAAAAGGUGGCAUGUUUGAAUUGUUGACUUAUGACAUGUAAUAGCCUAGCCCAGCCUAAAGACACCAACAUACCAUUCCCGGGAGCAACAAGCAGGGUAUAUUUGCAGAAAUUAACUUGUCUAGUGCCACAUUCUUAUUUUUUUCCAAUUCCUUCUAAAACAGUGAUACAAAAUAAAUCUGUCCAGUACAUUGUGAACAUGAACAAAAAAUGGAAACACCUUCCAUAAUAUUGUGAACAGGGUGUAGGUCCACAAUAGGUAGGAAAAUUCCUACCUCCUUCCAUAAGUUGGAGGUAGGAAUUUGCAAGUGAUUAUAGCUAACAAAAUGAUUCCACAAAUCUUACCUUUUGCACUUUCAUUAGCUACAGUGCAUUUUUCAAAGAAACACAUACAGUAGCAAACAUGUAUUUUCAUUAAAAACAAGUGAAGUACCUAAUAUGAUGUUUUAAAAUAAAUAUAUAUUUAUUUAUUUUUUCUUCGAAAAUGAACAUUUGAGACCUAUUUAACCAAUGGAGGUGCACAACAGGUAAGAUGUAUGCAAUAACUGUAUUUUGUUAGCUACAAUCACUUUAAACAAAAAAAAAAAAUCUGUCGAUUUAAUCUAAAAAAAAUCUAAAAUCUGUCGAGAAGCACCAUUUGCAUAACAAAUGAAUAAACCAUGAGGAACAGCCCAGUUACACAAAAGUUUGUUUUCAUUUUUUGUUGUGUAAUGCUGUAAAUGGCAUCAUGAAUCCAAUAAAAUAUUUCUGAUGGUGAUCUUAGCCAGCACUUUCUACUACACCACAAGAGGGGGCUAUACUACUGAAAAUAAUAACUUGGAAGCUUUUAGAAGGAAUAUACAAUUUGCAUUUAUUUAUUUAUUUGUACAUAUCAUUUAAACCAGGGGUGUCCAUACCUGGUCUUUGUUCAAACCCUGUUCUACAUUGUUUAAUUCAACCAAUUAAUUAUCAAAAAGCGAAAUGUAGGAUAGCAUGCUUUUUAGAAAAUUGUUAAAUGAUAUAUACUGAUAGACCAAAGAAGUUGAGCAACGAUCAAGUAGCAACAAUGAUGUGAUUAAGGCUACUGUAGAAUGUCUAUUGCUUGUCACAAAACACUGUACCGUAUGGUGCACACGUCUGCAGCUUUUACCAACCUAGUUUUACUUAAUAGUUUUUAUUUUGUUCAUUUUUAAUUCAUGCUGUUGGUGAAGAGUAUUUCUUUUCUUAAAAUAACUACCUUAAAAAGCAUAUAUUUUGUAUUAUUUAAAAUAGUCUGGUACUCCUGCCAUACCCCUUUAUGUAUUAUAGUAUGGUUUUUGCAGGGGUUUUUUUCAUACAUUAUUGUAAUACAUGUAUACUUAGGGCCCUACCUAAAUCGCGUUAAAAAUAAGAAAAAUUGUAAUUAUAGCUCUUUAAUUAUAGCACUGUUAGACACUGCGGUAGAAAACUAAUAUUGCACAAUCUGCAAUUUCCGCAAUAUCGCGAAUUAAGUAGGGGCCUCUGUAUACUAUAAUGCCAUCUAAAAAGAAAUGUAUUUAGGUAUUGCUGUAACCACCUAUCAAUACCACAGUAAAUAUAAAAUAUUGUUUUAAUGCACUAUUUUCAUUACAGUGAAGACAACCAUUAGUGUUCCCAUGGCUACAGUGUUGAAAUGGAACUGAUUGGUCGUUGGGUUAGCUAGAUGCAGCUGAUUAGAAACCUAGUAUUGCUCCAAGCCGCAAUCAACCACCUAAAAUACUGCCUCCUUUUGUAUUUGUAUGCAAAUACAGAUGUCAUGGAGUCACAUGUAAACAAGCCUAAACCUACAUAAAAGCAGAGUGCUAUGUUUUAAAAUCCCUUUGUUACCUCUUAGUAGUGCUAGCAAUACUAUCAAUGCUCCCCUUUCCUUUUGUUGAAGAUCUUUUGGUUCUUUGCUAGUAUUUUAUACUUUAAUUUGCAAAGAGCAGAUAUUACAAAGACAACACUACUGAUGAAAAGUUAAUGUUGCUUCCAGAUACCCAAUCACUUUAUGAGUGGGUUCAAACUCACUCCAAUGGCCUGCAAUCAAAUCACAUGACCUACAGAAAAGGUACCUGGAUACAAUAGUUUAUCUAUAGGGUUGUAAUUAGAAUAAGCGUUAAGAAAUCUAGAUAAACCAAACCAUUUUCAGCAUUCUAAAGCCUAAAGGUAAUCAAAUAAUGAAGGUAGUUGACAUUGUAGGUAGUUGGCACUCCUUUUAAUACAAAUGAAAACAAAGGUAGGGCUCGGUCAGGUUUUUUUUAUUUUUAUUUUGAACUAGUAUGCUAUUAUUUCAAGAAAACAUACUGUACUCAAACCAAUGACUUCAAUUUCAACAAUUGUAACUACACUUACUGCAUUAGGACGCACCCAUGCUAAUUUCCCACCUGAGAAUACACAAUGUAAAAUACACUUCAUAUGUGCACAAUUUUCCAGAGAAAGCGGCAAAGAAUUCCAGGCUUUAUGCCAUUCUACAUUCAAGUUCACAGCCUAUCCAUCUUUAUUUUGUAGCAUGCGCUGCAAUAUUUUGUCAAGAGCUUUCGAAAAUUAAAUAUGUACAUUAAAAUCCCGUUAUUUAUAACAAUGUUUAGCCAUUAAAUUCGACCUUCCAGUUCACUGUUGAUGUAAUAUGAUGCCAAUCCCCUUGCUUUAAUUCCACAUUGUUUGCAUUGAUUAAUUCACUUCUUCCCCUGUCUAAGCUCUCCAGGCUGCAGGGGCUGUAGGCGGUUCAAUCCAUCAAGCCUAGCCCACUUCGCUUUGUAUAGCACAGUUAUCACAACUCCAGGCACUGCCACUGCUCCCACACUUAAUGUGGGCGUAUUUGUUCAAUGUAAAAAAAAAAAUGUAAUUGCAAAACCGCUGCUAUUAACAUUAUGUAGUAAUAGUGAGUGAUAAACUUGCUGCCAGCAUCGAACAUUAUCCCUCUGUUGGAUCAGUGCCCUAUCUGAAAUAUAUUGAAGCUUUUCUAAACAUUGUCAUAGUUUCUACAGCUGGAAACUCACAUGGUAUAUAUUGACAAACAGGAGAACCCCUGAUUCUGUUUGCAAUACAAGGUUUUUCACUUUUGCUGCCAGGAUUCAGAGGCUUUUAACCUUUGCUGUUUGUAUUUUUAGUAUCAAAGCAUACUGUAGAACAAGUAUUUGUUCAGAGGCUAUAAAGUUGCAUUUAAACGUGUAGGGCUGUAUUCAUAAUCAUGUGCUGGGCAGUUCAUCAAAAUUGUGGUUCACUUUUGUUCACAUUUAUCCUCAGAGUAUAUAGUAAUGAAACCAAUGUUAAGGUGGUUCUACUGUAAGUUUCAGUUUCCCUUCUCUUGAUUCUACCGUGCAUUAUUGUAUUGCAUUGUGUUGUAUAUCGCUUUAAAAUCUACUGUUUUAUUAAACGAAAUUACAGCUCCUGAUUUUGCAGCUGCAGAAUCUAAAAACAACAAAAUGCUUUCUAAGCGUGCGAAUGAAAGUGCUGCAACCGCUGGUGUUUCCUGCUGGUUUUAUUUAAAUGAAGGAUGUCCCUUAUUCCACUAGAAACUUGCUUUUUUAACAACUCACUCGGCAAAAUGCUAAAAAUAUGCCAGUCACUAAAAUCUUUUUGCUUGUCAUCUGUAUUUUUUUUUUUAGUAAUGCACAUAAUACAGCACUGUAGAUUUGUUAAUACAAUUCUGUGAAUUAAAAUGUCAGUGUUAUUGGAAAGGGACUGAAAUAGAUCAUGAACUUUUCUUCAUAUAGUGUAAAGCUGGUUACUUUAUUAAUAAAAUCAAGAAUUGCAUUACCAUAAGUGCUACUCAGGUCAAAUAUCUUCCACUAUAUUAAUAAUAAAUGAUAAUGUAAGUGUUAAGUGUUCAAUGGUUUAUCUUGUUUUCUUCUCUUGUGUCUGCUGAGUAAUAAUUGUGAAGAAGCCUCCUUUCUCAAUGAAUAAGACAAUAAAGUCCACAAUCCCUU